Drosophila willistoni is the source of this 1564-nucleotide messenger RNA. RefSeq names its product trypsin. Gene Ontology annotation, molecular function: serine-type endopeptidase activity. The coding region runs from base 171 to 1466 and encodes 431 amino acids. The record is from RefSeq and is a predicted model, not a curated record. Gene Ontology annotation, biological process: proteolysis. NCBI's taxonomy places the organism in Eukaryota, Metazoa, Arthropoda, Insecta, Diptera, Drosophilidae. The transcript is spliced from 4 exons.
UUUAAUCGAUAUCGACUCAGCCCUCAGCACUUCCGACUCAGCCCUUAGCACUUCCGAAUCUCUCUCACUUCGGCUGGGCGGCCACAUUUAAAAAAAAAAAUUACUCUGGUUAAAGCCAUAAGAAAACCUACGUUUCAACCUUAAGCAAUUGAUUGUGGAACUUGAAUAAUAUGACUUCAUUUACAUUAAACUUUUUAUUAGUAAUAAUUAGCUUGUAUUCUCCAUCCAAAGCCGUUGAGUAUUGUGAUCAAGGAAGAGGCGAAUGCAAAGAAAUGUCUGCCACGGGAUGUUCGUAUUUGUUCUACAAUCAACACAUUAUUGGAGCAGGCAUUAAAUAUUGCGAUGAAGAAAACAACAUUGUUUGCUGCCCCCUGCCCCUAAACUUGCAAAAGAGGCCCAUUUCACCGUCAGAUGUUAAGCUGAAGAGAUUCGAAAGGGCCGUUGAGUAUUGUGAUCAAGGAACAGGCGAAUGCAAAGAAAUGUCUGAAUGUUCGUUUUUGUUCGACAAUCUACAUAUAAUUGAAGCCGGCAUUAAAUAUUGCGAUAAAAAAAACGACAUUGUUUGCUGCCCCCUGCCCCUGAACUUGCAAAGGAGGCCCAAUUCACCGUCAGAUGCUAAGCUGAAGAGAUUCGAAAGGGAAUGUUUGCGGUAUAAUCAGCUGCGUCGUGAUUGCGGAUCAACUCCCUUAAUUUUGGGCGGUUCCAAGGCAGCAGGAAAAGAAUUUCCCUUUAUGGCACGACUGGGACGACGUAUACCUGGCAAUUCGGAGAUUAAAUGGGAAUGUGGUGGCACUUUAAUUCAUCCCAAAUUUGUGUUAACCGCUGCCCAUUGCCUUUUUACUGCCGAAACAAAGGAACAGAUCUUGAAUUUGACCUAUCCUUGUCCUAAAUUUGUAGUGCGUUUGGGUGAAUUGGACUUUAAUAGCACUACAGAAGAUGCACAGCCUCAGGAUUUUGGAGUGGCCAACUAUGUGCCGCAUCCAUCAUAUGAUGAAGGUGAUGACGAGAGUCGUCAUCAUGACAUUGCCUUGAUCGAGUUAUUACAAGAGGCUACUAUCAAUGAGUAUAUUUCACCAGCCUGUUUGCCUUCCAGCUCUGGUGAUGAUCAUAAUCAAUUUAUGGCCACUGGUUGGGGUUUCACCCGAAAUGCAGGACAUCCAUCCAUGCAUCUUCUCAAAGUGAGUCUGGAACGUUUCACAUAUCCCAUAUGCCAAGAGAGAAUCGAAUUUAAUAUUGAUGUACGCACACAAUUCUGUGCUGGAUCACAUAAUCAAAGUGGCAUAGAUACCUGUAAUGGAGAUUCCGGUGGACCAAUGUUUGUUCAACAUCCGAAAUACAAUUGCCUCAAACAGGUUAUAGGCAUCACUUCCUAUGGUUUGCUAUGUGGUGAAAAAGGUUUACCCAGUGUCUAUACCAAAGUUCAUUUGUUUAACUCCUGGAUUGAGAACAUCAUUUGGGGUGAAUAAUAUAAGUAUUCUAAUUCAUGUCGAAUUUUGGCACAUUUUCGAAGAGUUUUUUUAAAAUAUUUCAUAAAUAAAAUGUGGUCGAAAUUGACCUUUAUGAA